CAGCAUCCUCCCCUGAAGAGGAGAUCAAAAUAGAACCAUUGAACAUCUUAUUGGAUAUCAGGCCAUGGAUACCGAUAUCAUUGGCCUGCCACUGGCAGAGUUGCUACCCAAAAUGGUUCGGUGGAUCUAACUUGUAGCGCAGCGCAGCCAUAUACCGGAGUUAGCCUUGAUUCAGCAUUAUUUCACCGUUUCCAAACCCGGGUAAGACUCUUCCAUAUGUCUUAACUGAGCCCUACUUGAUUCACUACCUUAAAUUAUUGGCAGCUCUGUUCAAUCUUUCGUUCUCAAACUUUCUCAAAUAUAGACUCAGCUCCCCUUCGUGUUGACGUAAUCGUUGCAACUCCAGCAUAUCAUUUCUUCUUAAGUACGGUCUCUACUGAGUAGGUAAGAAUGUUGUAUGCGCAACUUCUAUUCGCGCUGCAAGCACUAGUCGUCAGUGCAAAGACUGUUACGUACGAUUGGAGCGUGGAUUGGGUUUCGGUAUCUCCUGAUGGUUUCACACGACCGGCUAUAGGUAUCAAUGGAGCUUGGCCAUGUCCUACGAUCACUAUUGACAUCGGUGACCGGGUCAUUGUGAACUUGAAGAAUAACUUGGGAAAUGAAACGACCUCAAUUCAUUGGCAUGGCAUCUUUCAAACAGGCAGCGCCCAGAUGGAUGGUCCUGCCAUGGUAAAUCAAUGCCCCAUUCCACCAGGCUCUAGCUUCAAGUAUGACUUCGAGAUCAAUCAACCGGGAACUUACUGGUACCAUUCACACGUUGGGAGUCAAUACAUUGAUGGCUUGCGUGGCCCGAUCAUUGUUCAUGACCCCGCCGCACCUUACGCUGGAAAGUACGACGAUGAGAUUGUCAUGACCAUCUCCGACUGGUAUCAUACGCAAGCUCCCUACCUUAUCGAGUACUUCGAGUCUCCCUUAAACGAGAAUUUACACGGCGGUUCGGAACCAGUGCCAAACGCGACACUGAUCAAUCAUGCUCAAAACGUCCAAUUCAAGGUCAAACCCAACAAGACAUACCUGGUCCGGGUCAUCAAUGUAGGAGUGUUUUCAGCUCAAUGGGUUAACUUUGAUGACCAUGAUAUGGACGUGGUAGAAGUUGAUGGAGUCUACACCCAAUCCCACAGAGUCAGCCAGCUUUUUCUGACGGCUGCUCAACGUUAUACUGUCCUUCUUAAAACCAAAUCCACGACAAAGACCAAUUACGCAAUCACAGUUUCUAUGGACCUUUCCAUGUUUGAUCCUGGAGUCACUCCAUCUACUCUGAUGAACAAUGUUACGGGAUAUCUUGUCUAUGACGAUCAGAAACCACUACCGGAAAGUGAUGACUUCGACUACGACGACGCCCUAGACGACACCAAAUUCAUCCCUUACGACAGCCAACCAGCAUUGGGGCCUGUUACACAUCCAAUCAAUCUUGUCAUGGCAUUCAAUCCCAACGACGCAAACCAAAACCGCGCAACAUUCAACAACGUCACCUAUGUCGCCCCAAAAGUCCCUACGCUCUAUACAGCCAUGUCGGCACCAGCUGAUCUAGUCAACAAUCCUCUCAUUUACGGUGUCAACUCCAACCCUUUCGUCCUUCCUAUGAAUGCUAUUGUCGAGAUUACUCUCAUCAACACCGAUACCGGUCCUCAUCCAUUCCAUCUCCAUUCCCACCAAUUCCAAGUCAUUGCACGUGGCCCGCCAGGCCCUGACGAAAACGGCAACCCUCUCUUACCAACCCACGUUCGCGUUCCUGCGGCCCCCAUGCGCCGCGAUACUAUACUCGUUUAUGCAGGCUCUUACAUCGUCCUUCGUUUCAAAGCCGAUAAUCCCGGUGUCACACUAUUCCACUGUCACAUCGAAUGGCACGUCGAAGCUGGUCUCGUUGUCACAUUCAUCGAGGCUCCGACAGAAUUGCAAGCCCUGAAAUUGAACAUUCCAGAAGAUCAUAAGCACGCGUGUCAAGCAAGGAAUAUCAGCAUGGUCGGGAACGCGGCUGGGAAUUCGGUGGAUUGGUUGGAUCUCACGGGUGCACCGUCACAGCCGGCGCUUGAUAACUGGGGAGCUUUGACUUAUACGCCGCCUGACUCCGAUAUUCUCGGACAGGCGGCGAAUAAGAUGCUGAAGAGCCGAGUUGCUAGGUUAUUGGGGAAGAAGAGCAUUUUCAGUUUGAAAUUUUGGUGAUGGUAUUGAUCAGCAGUGGGAGUUUGGAGUCUGUUUGUGGAACGUUUACAUAAAUAAUUUGCAAUCAUAAUUGAU
This is a messenger RNA of Mollisia scopiformis, 2238 nucleotides long. Its product is annotated as multicopper oxidase. NCBI's taxonomy places the organism in Eukaryota, Fungi, Ascomycota, Leotiomycetes, Helotiales, Mollisiaceae. The transcript is spliced from 6 exons. Gene Ontology annotation, cellular component: high-affinity iron permease complex. The record is from RefSeq and is a predicted model, not a curated record. The coding region runs from base 391 to 2163 and encodes 590 amino acids. Gene Ontology annotation, biological process: cellular response to iron ion starvation; reductive iron assimilation. Gene Ontology annotation, molecular function: ferroxidase activity; copper ion binding.